AAGAACGACCAAAAACAAUAAUAAAUGAAAAUGUAUUGCACCAAAGACUGCAGCUGCAGUUUGUGUCGUGAAUUACGCGGGUACAAACCAGCUAAGCCACCCAAACGACCAGCACCACGCCCACCGAACUCCUUGUUCGGACGUUUCAAUGAAAAUUUCAUAUUGCGCCGACGCAGCAUUAAUUCUUUCAAGACAUUUCAACCGCAAUCUCUGAAGUGCAGCGAAAUGUGUCAGCAACGUGCAAUGAGUGCAACACCAAACAUAUACGAGCAACCAAAUAAAAAAGAAACAACAACGACAACAACAACACCUUCACCUACACUCUUAAGUCCCCCAUCAGCACCAAUUACACCAUCAUUAAUAAAGAACAAAAACAAAAGUAAAAACAAUGCCAAACCAGUAGCACCGCCUAAGCCAAAUCACAAAGUGAUUAUCUAUUUUGGUGAUUCGAUAGCAAAUCGCGGUGGUAAGACUGCCAAUGCUACAGAUCAGCUAACAAACAACAACAAUAAUACAAGCAUCGACAACAGUCAAAACACCACAACGCUUAAGGCAUCCGAGUUACCCACAGCAGCGAUGAAUGAUGAUGAAUUGCCUUCCUUUAUUGAGAGCAUAGAGAAUGGCGUUAUUAAUAUCAAAAUCGAAGGCAAUUACAAUCGGGCAAAUGCAUUGGUCGAAACAGUAGCGAAACCAACACGUGCCGUCGUUCGAAAACCAAAACCAGACGAAAUCGUUUUGGUACCUGAAGAUGCCGCUAGCUAUUAUGGCUCGUGCGAUUGGAGUUUUGUGCAGGAGUGGCGCGCACGACCCACAAGCAAUAUGCCCGUCUACAGCUCGCAGCAGUCUACAGCACUUUUAACAGCAGCAGCAGCUUCAGGGUUACCCACAACUCCCCAUAGCAAUGCCAAUUUAUCUGCCACAACAGCAACAGGAACAAUGAUUAAUGCACUUGUUUCCUCUGGACGCAUUCAAAGUCCAGCAGUGGCUACACCAGCACCUCGUAUAUCAAAAGAAGUAGCACAACGUCCAGGUGUAAACAACUCUACGUCUCAUUCAAAACCCAUUGUACUUAAUUCACCUAACAACAGCACACAUUUCGAUAACUUUCAACAAUCGCAAAAAUCAAUUAAUCUUAAUUCAACUAUUCCAACGAGCCAUAACAGCAUUUCAACACAUAAUAGCAAAUCUGUACCACAUAGAUCCGUAGCAGGACCAGCACGUUUAACUGUACAAAGCACACCAGUGAAAUCACAGCCACCUAUGCUAAGUUCAAGCCUGGCACAACAAAAUAUUGGAGCUCAACUAAAAACUACGGAGAAAAUUGGAACCAAUCUAAACAGUUCCAACAUAGGUAUACCUACAGAUGCAAGUUUUCAACAAAGUCCAAGUUCACAGAAACCAAAUUUGGGGACACGCACGCACCAUCAUGAUUUUCGCGCGCUUCAACGUGUACAAGAGUGUCAUAGUUCAUCGGAUGAAAAUCGCUCAUCUGGUCAUGCCAGUAUGUCAGACACCGGCGGACAUGGCAGCUCAUCGCCUGGUGGUGUAGCGUUAGGACCAUUACCUGAAGAUCGUUUAGCCGCUGGUGUUACUAACCGAAGUACACGUUCACGCGCAAGCACAAAUCAUUCACGUGCACGACAUCGCGCUACACCUGCCAAAGCACCUUGGGGUGGGAGUGGCCUCGAAGAUAUAAAACUUGCUAUACAACAGUUGACAAUGCGUUCACAAACCAGCACCAGUACUUACAGCAGCUUAAGCGCCGGUUCAGAAAGUUCAGAGCCCGCCAGGCGUUUAGGACGUUACUCCUCCUUAGAGACCGUCAAUACAAAUGUAACCAAUGCCGAUGAAUUUGUCUGGGUAGACUCACAUAAUCGACUUGUAGAAUUACAACAUCCGCCUUGGAGUCAACAUUGCAUCUUACGUGUCAUACGUAAUGGUCGCUUUAAAGAACAAGCUGAACGCGUAUCUGUUGAAACAGUGCCACGAUUAGGUUACCUGCUGCAACGUGCUUUAGUACGUAUAGCAAGGGAAGUGCAGCGACUGUCAACUAAUUUAGGAUUGUGUUCAAAACAGGAAGUUGCGGGCGCUUUUAAAAUUGUACUUUGUCCAGCAUUGGCAGAUUCCUGCAUUAAGGCUUGUUUACGCGCUGCAGCUAUGUUCGCUGUGCCUGGCGAUAGCGCUUUAAAGCAAAGCAAGUCAGCACGUGCAGGUUUACAACUGCCGGUGGGCCGGUUUCAUCGGUGGAUGGUAGAUGCGCGUUUAGCUAAAUUUGUACAUGAGUAUGCGGCAGUUUAUCUUUGUGCUGGCUUAGAAAAUUUACUAGAAGAAGUAUUGAUGCAAUGUUUUCCAAUUGAUGGCACAAAUCAAUUAACAGUAACUGCACUGGAACAUGCGAUUGCCACUUCUGGAGAUCUUUGGGGUUUGUUGCAACCGUUCGCUCAUUUAAAUGCCGGUCGCAUUGCUUCUGGUGCACUUACAAUGCCACGUUGGGCCAGUCAGUCUUCACUUGGCUCUGGCACUCAUGCUAGUUCAUCGAGUGCAAGUAAUGCUAGCCUGGAGCCCUGCUUGUUGACUACUUGUGUUGGUAGUAUUACCGAAUUGAAAGACUUGGCGCUACGUGCACAACAGAAAUUUCAGCACACCGCAUUAUCAAAUGCAGCACUUUCAGUGCUUUUCUAUUUUAUGCGAUGUUCGCAACUGGAACAGAGUGAUGUUGGCGGCCAAUCAAGCGGCAACUCUAAUAGCAGCAAUCAAAACGUACAAGAACUUUGUUACGAACGAGCGUAUGUUGUAUUACCACCUUUGGUUGAGUGGUUACGUGUCGCGUCCGCUCAUGCCGAGUAUCGUUGCGCGGCCAUGAUUAACAAAGAUGAUGUCAUGCAAGCAGCACGUCUGCUACUUCCCGGUGUAGAUUGCCCCAUGCGACCAAUUGGCCAUGACGAAGAGUUGCCAACUAAGAAAACACAUUUUACACAUACAAACACUACGGCAACACUGGCAACGAGUCUUAGUGAAGACACAGCGGAACUGGGAAAACGUGCUACUAUUACUUUGGCAUUCAAGUUGAUGUUAACUGGACGUGCAGAACUAUUAGCACAAGCAUCAAAUUUAUUGCCGCCUUCUACGCGUUAUGAUACACUCAAUCACACAGGCAUGACUGCUCUGAUGAUUGCUAGUCUGCGCAAUGAUGAAAUCGCUAUACAGGCACUUUUAGAUGCAGGAUGCGAUCCGAAUGUGGAAGUACCUGCAAUUAAUCAAACAAGUUGUCCAGCUGUACAUCCCGAUACGCAACACUGGACUGCAGUUACUUUUGCUGCAUCGCGCGCAAAUUAUUUAGCUUUACGUAUGCUGCUAGAACGUGGUGGUAAAGUGGAAGGAGGGGCUCGUUUAAGUGAAGACAAAAGUACAUUAACACCAUUACAAGUAGCUUGUGGUUCUGGUAAUGUUGAACUGGUAUCGCUAUUGCUAGCACAUGGUGCCAAUGCAUUUCUUUCAACGCAACAAAAGGACUCGAUGUGCUUUGCCGGCUCCGCACAACGUGGGUCAUUCAGUGCCAUAUCAGUUGCAGCAGCACAUGGUCAACGUGCUUGUCUUAGAAAGUUGCUCUCCACACCAAUGUCGCCAGGCUCGCGUGAUGUGCUCUCAUUAGAAGAAAUGCUGGCUGAAGGUGAACCCGUAAAUAAUACUAGAACAGGCGCUGCAAAUGAACGGCAAACAGCAAAUGAUGUACCACUGACGCUUAAUAAGACUCAGAUAAAGAGUUUGCAGGAGGCCAUGUAUCACAGUGCCGAAAACAAUCACUUAGAUAUUACAAUAGAAUUGCGCACCUUAGGAGUUCCAUGGACAUUGCAUUGUUGGAUGCAUGCAUUAGCUGCAGCACAUGAAUUACGGUUGGAUGCAGUUAUAGAUCAGCUGUUGCAAGAUUUUCUUCAAGUCUGUCCUGAUGAUUACAGUGCACAAUUUGUCAGCGAAUGCUUACCGUUACUUUUCAAUAUUUUCCGAUAUAGUAAAAAUGAGGGUACCACUUUAUUGUUGGCCGAUAUAUUUGCAACCUGUUUCGGUUGGGAAUCAAUCAAGACUAUUAAGGAACCAGCUCUACAAACUGUUAAUAGCUCUCGCAUUGAUCCUAAAUUUGUUAAUAACCCAGAACUUAGUGAUGUUACUUUUAGAGUUGAGAGUAAAAUAUUUUAUGGUCACAAGAUUGUGUUAGUUACCGCUUCACCACGUUUUCAAAAUAUGCUCAGCUCGAAACUGAGCGAUGGGAAUACACCAACAGUGCAAAUCAAUGAUAUCCGGUAUCACAUAUUCCAGUUGGUAAUGCAGUAUCUAUACAGUGGUGGCUGUAGUACUUUAGAUGUGUCACACAGCGAUGUGCUAGAACUUAUGGCAGCAGCAAGUUUCUUCCAAUUGGAAGGUUUACUACGUUACACCGAGGCCAGAUGCUCGGAAAUGAUCGAUAUUGACAAUGUAGUGGCCAUGUAUAUACACGCUAAGGUUUACAAUGCGCAUAAACUACUAGAGUACUGUCAAGGCUUUCUAUUACAGAAUAUGGUUGCUCUACUUACAUAUGAUGAUUCUGUAAAGAGACUUUUAUUCGCUAAGAAAAUACCAAAUCAUGAUGUACUAUCUGGUUUGCUUCAAGCUUUGCAGCAACGCAUUAAGCAACGCAAGCCCAGCGGUAUGAGCAACUUCCGGCAACAACUGAGCUCUCCCGUGCCAAUGAACACAAGCCUAAUGAAUGGCCUGGGCCAAAGCAACGCAAGUGCAAGCACUAAUCUUGGUGGCAGCUUAGGAGCCAUUAAAAAUAAAUAAAGCUACCAAAAUGAAUCUACCGAUAUGUGUAU
Teleopsis dalmanni is the source of this 4847-nucleotide messenger RNA. Its product is annotated as ankyrin repeat and BTB/POZ domain-containing protein 2-like. The coding region runs from base 25 to 4815 and encodes 1596 amino acids. Gene Ontology annotation, molecular function: DNA binding; structural constituent of chromatin; protein heterodimerization activity. Gene Ontology annotation, cellular component: nucleosome. The transcript has 6 exons. The record is from RefSeq and is a predicted model, not a curated record. Lineage: Eukaryota; Metazoa; Arthropoda; Insecta; Diptera; Diopsidae.